GAGGGCAAAGUGGCGGCAGCGGGGUCCAGUACUCUCGUUGUGGCUGGGCGGCUAGUUCAAGUUGCCAUAGCUGCCAGUCUGGGGAGAGCAGAGUCGGUUGAGUCGCAGCGUUUGGUCAGUUGCACCUUCUGGGUCGCUGGUAGCCGCGGGAGCCGGGUGGGGCCUAGGCGAUGAUCCGGCAUUAACGAGCUGGGGUCAUCCUCCGUGUCAGGUGGCUUGGGGAAAGUGUAGAAGCAACCAAAGAUCAUCUGCUUGACGAGGCCCUUUGCCCUGAACCUCAUGAAGAAAUGAUAGGAGACAGACAUAUGUGCCUAAGAAGAGCGUUGAGCUCAGAGAAGAGCAACUUGGAGUUUUGGGGGUGUGCUUUGAUUUGUGUACAUCAAUGGCAGAAUCAUCGAGCGAAUCCGAUCACUUCCGCUAUCGUGACCGAUUGAGUGCAUGGGCUGCCAGAUCAACUCACAGGGGAACUCGAAGUCUUCCUACAGUAGAAGUUACCCAGAAGGUCAACACUAUAACAAGUACUUUACAGGAUACCAGUCGGAACCUGCGACAAGUGGACCAGAUGCUUGGCCGAUACCGAGAAUACAGUAAUGGACAGGCGGGCGCUAUAGAACAUUUAAAAGAAAGCUUGGAACAAUCAAUCGACCAACUGCGGAGUCAACGUUUAUUGAGAAACUCAGGAGGGGGAAGUAUUUCUGUUACAAGUUUGAGUGCAAGUGACCUUGAUGGUGGCACUGGGCCAGAGAGCCAUCGUUUUCCACCUACCUCAACGCUCAAGGACUAUGGAGAUCCACAGGGUAUCAAACGAAUGAGAGCCAGGGCUGGUGUCCGGUUUGUUCAAGAGACUGAUGAAAUGGCUCAGCUCCAUGCUUUUCAUCAGUCUCUUCGAGACCUCAGCAGUGAACAAAUUCGCCUUGGAGAUGAUUUCAACAGGGAGCUUUCCAGAAGGAGCCGGUCGGAUGCCGAAACAAAAAGGGCUUUGGAAGAAUUGACUGAAAAACUUAAUGAAGCCCAGAAACAAGAAGUGGUUUCAGAUCGGGUAGAGCGGCGGCUUCAGGAACUAGAGAGAGAGAUGCGUACAGAAAGGGAGUUGGUGGAAAGACGCCAGGAUCAACUGGGACUCAUGUCCCUGCAGCUACAGGAGGCAUUGAAGAAACAAGAAGCUAAAGCAGAUGAGAAUGAAGGGGCAAUAAAAAAUAAGCUAAGACAAACUGAAACUGAGAAGAAUCAACUUGAACAGGAAUUGGAGCUAUCUCGAAGGUUAUUGAAUCAAUCAGAAGGCAGCAGAGAAACACUUUUGCAUCAGGUAGAAGAACUGCGUACACAACUUACGAAAGCAGAAGGUGAUCGAAAAGGUUUACAGCAUCAAGUGUCUCAGAUUCCCAAGCAACCGUCAAACUAUCAGGAUGAACAAGGGGAGGACUGGAGGUUUAGAAGAGGGGUCGAGCGGGAAAAACAGGAUCUGGAGAAGCAGAUGUCAGAUUUGAGAGUGCAGCUGAACUUCAAUGCAAUGGCAUCUGAGUUAGAGGAAGUGAAACGGUGCAUGGAGAGAAAAGACAAGGAGAAAGCACAUUUGGCAGCACAAGUUGAGAAUUUAACACGUGAACUGGAGAAUGGGGAAAAACAGCAACUGCAGAUGUUGGAUCGACUUAAAGAGAUCCAGAAGCACUUUGACACAUGUGAGGCUGAGCGCAAGCAUGCUGACCUUCAGAUCUCAGAGCUGACUCGCCAUGCAGAGGAUGCAACCAAACAGGCUGAGCAGUACCUCAGUGAGCUCCAGCAGUCAGAGGCCCUGAGAGAGGAGGCGGAGAAGAGGAGGGAAGACCUGAAACUGAAAGCUCAAGAAUCCAUUAGGCAGUGGAAGCUUAAACACAAGAAGUUAGAGCGAGCAUUGGAGAAACAAUCUGAAACUGCUGAUGAACUGACAGACAAGAAUAACCAGAUUUUGAAAGAAAAGGAUGAAUUGAAAAGCCAACUGUACGCAGCAUUACAACAAAUAGAGAAUCUUCGAAAGGAAUUGAACGAUGUCCUAACAAAGCGUGCCCUUCAGGAGGAGGAGCUUCACUCUAAGGAGGAGAAACUAAGUGAUAUUAAGGCUCAUCAAGCUGACCUUGAAUUGGAAGUCAAGAAUUCCCUGGAUACCAUUCAUAGACUGGAAAGUGAAUUGAAAAAGCAGAGUAAGAUCCAAAGCCAGAUGAAAGUUGAGAAAGCUCAUUUGGAGGAAGAAAUUGCAGAGCUCAAGAAGAGCCAGGCCCAGGACAAAGCUAAGCUUCUUGAGAUGCAAGAGUCCAUCAAGGACCUGAGUGCCAUCCGAGCAGAUCUCGCUAAUAAAUUGGCCGAGGAAGAGAGAGCCAAGAAAGCAGUGCUUAAGAACCUUUCUGACCUCACUGCACAGGCAAAAUCCAGGGAUGAAGAAACAGAUACCAUCAUCACACAGUUAAAGCUGGAACGAGACGUGCACCAGAGGGAGCUGAAAGAUCUCACAUCAUCACUGCAGAGUGUGAAAACGAAGCAUGAACAAAAUAUCCAGGAGCUGAUGAAGCACUUUAAGAAAGAAAAGAGUGAGGCUGAGAAUCAUAUCAGGACACUGAAGGCUGAAAGCUUAGAAGAGAAGAAUAUGGCUAAAGUUCAUCGUUGUCAGCUGGAGAAGUUGAAAUCACAGUGUGACAGGCUGACAGAGGAAUUAACCCAGAAUGAAAAUGAGAACAAAAAACUGAAGCUAAAAUACCAGUGUUUGAAGGAUCAACUAGAAGAAAGGGAAAAACAUAUAAGCAUUGAAGAAGAGCACUUAAGGAGGAUCGAAGAGGCCAGAUUGCAGCUCAAGGAUCAACUUCUUUGCUUGGAGACUGAACAGGAAUCCAUCCUUGACGUGAUAGGAAAGGAAAUUGAUGCAGCUUGUAAAACAUUCUCCAAGGACUCCAUGGAAAAAUUAAAAGUUUUUUCAUCUGGUCCUGAUAUACAUUAUGACCCACAUCGCUGGUUAGCAGAAAGCAAGACUAAACUUCAGUGGCUCUGUGAGGAACUGAAAGAAAGAGAAAACAGAGAGAAAAAUCUGCGACAACAGCUGACGCUCUGCAGACAACAACUCAGGAAUUUGACCGAAAACAAGGAAUCCGAGCUGCAGUGUCUGUUUCAACAGAUAGAAAGGCAGGAGCAGCUUCUGGAUGAAAUACAUCGGGAGAAGAGAGAUCUACUAGAAGAGACCCAACGAAAAGAUGAAGAAAUGGAAUCUCUGCAGGACCGUGUAAUUGCGUUAGAAACGAGUACCCGAGUGGCCUUGGACCAUCUGGAGUCUGUGCCUGAGAAACUGAGCCUACUAGAAGAUUUCAAAGACUUCAGAGAUUCCUGCAGUUCAUCUGAGAGAACUGAUGGAAGAUAUUCUAAAUACAGGGUUCGCAGAAAUUCUCUUCAGCAUCACCAAGAUGACACCAAGUACAGAACCAAAAGUUUCAAAGAUGACAGAACCUUUCCGGAAGGUUCCCACGCUCAUGGGUUAGAUCACUCAUCCUCUUGGCAGGAUCACAGUCACUUCCUGUCUAGUCCAAGAUUUUCAUACUUGAACUCAUUUACCAAAAGAACUGUUGCUCCAGAUUCAGCUUCAAUCAAGGAAGAUGCCACAAUGAAUGAAACAAGUUCACAACCCAAAAAAGAGGAAUAUGAGAACUAAAAAAGCAAAUGUAAUUUGUUAUUUUACAAGAGUGUUUUACAGAUAAUAACGUCUCUAUUCUUAUAAAUUUGGCCCAGAUUAUCUAACAGACAUACCUGCCACUUUGGCUCUCUAGUAUUGCCAAACAUUGACAAAAGUGACAAUACUGUUGGUCCUUGUGAAUAAGUUAAACCAAUCCAAAUAAUAUCAGCUCAUGAGUGAUGCACAGCUAAUUUAUUUGCAACUUAUACUAGCACAGAAAGAAUGAUAUUGUUUUCACUUUGUAUUUUCCCUUUGCAAGUGUGGUCAGUCACAUUUGCCCAACCAAAAUUUGGAUUUCUAAUUGAGGCCUUUCAAAAAUUACUGGCUAAAAAGAAGGAAAAUGAGUUUCCCUUGAGGCAAAAGUUGCCAGCACUUUAUAUUCAGGGAGCAUUUAUAUGCAGUUGAUUUUUUGAAAAAAUGCUUUCUCCCUAAUAAAUUAUCAUGUGUUAUAACAUGUCAUGGAGAUGUGCGUACAUAACAUUAGACAGCCCACUUUAUAAAUGCUCAGGAUUUUUAUAUCCGUCAUCUCAGCAGUCUGCGACUACAUACAGUAACUGAAAAUUAUUUCCAAUCAUCCAUUUUUAAUAGCAAUAAAGAAUUCAUAAAUGAUAUUUGAACUGUAGAGCACUGUAAAAAAUUCAUAGCACAAUUUAUUUAUUUGUCUUUUUGUGGCCAAAUAUCCUACUGUGAUCACUUCAGUCAUACCCUGAACCAGCUUUGGUUUACUGUUACUAAAAUCAUAGCACCAAACUCCUUUGUCCAUGAGAUUUAUAUAUAAUCUUGUAUAAUUUGGUACUGUCUGCUUCUACCAUCCCAACUUUUUUCAUCAAAGUGUUUACAUACUGAUCUCCUAGUAGAGAAAGAUUUGUAUUAAAUGCUAAGUAAUAGUAAACUUUCAGGAACUGAAUCCUGCUGACUCAUGGAUUCUGCACAGACAAGGACAGUAAACCAGUACCUUUGUAAUAUGCAUUCCAUUUUGUGUUUGUUAAAGUACACUUGUUCGUUAGAGUUCUCACAUUUCAUAAAGAUGCUUCUGCUCAAGAUAUGUUUUCCUAACUUACCAUAUUUGAUGGUACUAAAGAAGAAAAAAAAUGGCAGUCUUUUCCACAAACUCAAAUGCAGCUCUUCCUGUAGGACAUGGAGAUAUCUCCUAUCCAAAAAUUGCAUAACACGAGCUAUGUAACCUCUGAGAGAUGCAUUUUUAUCAUUUAUGCAUUUCAAAAAUCUUGUAUUGAGUUCCUACUAUAUGCCAGUCAUUGUGCCAAGAGGAAAAUAAUGAAAUUCUAAAACAGUUGUUCAUGUCGCAAAAUUUGUUUAGCAUUAGGAAUUAUAUGAAAAUCGGAGUGAUUUUAUUAGUCUAGCUGGAGAAAUUUGGGAUUAGACAACAUUAAACAGAUUUGGUUUUAUUUUAUCUAACUUUAGGAAUUCUUAGAGCAAUGCAAUAUACUAAGGAGCAUUAUGAGGUCUUAUUGGGAGUAUCCUGUGUGGUGUGACUCACAGUCCUGGUGAUCCAUAUAAUCCGUAUUACUCUGAGGUAAUAUUUAGGGUAUUGAGAAUUUAUUACCUUUGAUGGUUUGACCAACAUCAAACUAUUUUAUCUCCCUGGACCUAAAUAAGCACCAGGGAAGAAAAUACAAGGGAAAAACAACAGAUUUCAUUUAAAUCCUGAGGACAAAUAUGAGUUAAAAAACUUUUAUGUAUUAGUAGGGCCUUCAUGCAGUCUGUUCCCUUCUAUAAGAACUGAUCUAAACCAUUGCACCUGUGGUCAUUAAAAAAAAAAUUGCACCAAACCAAUUAGACCUGAAAAUGUAAAUUAACUCAAAUUAUUUACAUGGGAAAUCCUUGAAAACAUAUUGGCCGGUGAUUUUAUAACAGAAUGGAGAGGAAUCUUAUGAAGGAACUUUCGAAAUCUAAAAAAAGCCAUUAUAUCAUGUUAUUGAAGGCCCUGUGCUACUGUUGGAUGAAUGAAGGUGUCUGACUUCUAUAGAACACACAAGAACACACAAGAACUUCAAAGGCAAAGUCAACUUUUUGUGAACAACAAUUUUGUCAAAAUUC
Molecule: messenger RNA, 5746 nt
Organism: Cebus imitator (Panamanian white-faced capuchin)
Lineage: Eukaryota; Metazoa; Chordata; Mammalia; Primates; Cebidae
Gene: CEP128
Product: centrosomal protein 128
Exons: 25
Coding region: 383-3667 (1094 amino acids)
Source: RefSeq, a predicted model, not a curated record